This is a messenger RNA of Lotus japonicus, 2966 nucleotides long. RefSeq lists its product as uncharacterized. The record is from RefSeq and is a predicted model, not a curated record. The transcript has 4 exons. NCBI's taxonomy places the organism in Eukaryota, Viridiplantae, Streptophyta, Magnoliopsida, Fabales, Fabaceae. Bases 325 to 2559 code for a protein of 744 amino acids.
AAAAGGGAAAAUCAUGAGCAUAGAAUCUGGGUAGUGGAGGAAAGAAGAAAAGAAAAAAAAAAUGAAACACAACAUUUACAUGUGUAGUGGAUUCAACUCAGCAAAAUUUGAUUGGUCCUAACCCCUCUGCAAUUGAAUUGGGAAAUUGUAAUAACAACAACAACAACAACAAACUCUGUUGUCCACAACCACCACCACCUUCACUCAAAUCAAGCCCUCAACACUUUUCCUUGAAGAUCUGGUUCCUUCUUCAGUUAGCUGUGUAAUUGAUGUGUUGUUGUUCAUCACUCUGUGUGUUUGAUUCUUCGCUUUGAUUCGAUCACGAUGCACCCUCGGCAACGCAGUCCAAGGGGCUUUUAUGGCUCCGAGUACCGCCACCGUGGUGGCGGCGGCGUUGGUUUUGGCAGAGGUUAUCCCAGCCGCAGAGCAGCAGCUGCCCCCGCCGGCGGCGGCGGGGAUGUUUUUAUGGAAGCUGGCAGGCUGGCAGCUGAGUAUUUGGUUUCUCAGGGGCUGCUGCCGCCGAAUGUGCUGUCUCAGAAAUGGCAUAAUAACAAUGGAGGUGGUAGUUUUAAGAAGCACGGUGGUGGUGUUGGUGGCGGUGGGGAAGUUGCGGUGGAGGGUGGGCGGACCUCGGCCCUUGCCCGGUUGGGGAGUGCGGUUUCCGGGCCGGAUGGGGGGAGGAGGAAAUUGGGGUUUGAGGAUUUUGGGCAGAAGGGUAGUAGGAGGAGGGGGGGAAGUUUUAGGAGUAGCAAUGGGGUGGAUUGGGGUCGAGAUUACAGAAGGAAUGCAUCAUGGUCUGAUAGGUAUAGAGGUGCCCAUGAUACCAAGGAUGAUGAUGAUGAUCGUCGUAGCGGUAGUUGUGAUGCUGGUGGUGGUGGUGGUAGUGGUAGACAGCCAGAUGAGGAGCAGCACCAGCCCAAGGACCAACAAGUUGGUGGUGCUAGUGGUAGUAGCGGUGGUGAUGAUCAUGAGAAUGUCUUGCAAAAAUCGAAUUCGAAUGAGUUUGAGCCAAGAAGUGAGGAUGGCGAUGAUUUGGAAGCUGCUGAGACUGAUAAGGAUCAAGUGUCAGGGGAGUUGUUGGAGGUAAAGCAAGGUUCUUCUGGUGCAGAAAAAGAUACUGAUGAUAUGGUUGUGGAAUUUGCCAAGAGUUCCAAUGGCUUGGAGAAUGUGAGUGCUAGUGUUAGCAAGGUUAAGGAUGGAACUGGUGAUGAUGAUAACGAGAAGCUGAAUAUCUUGAAGAAUUUGUCUGCUCAGUCGAGUGAUCAGGAGAAUGAUAGCUCUAGCAGGGAUUUCACUGAUUUGCUUUCGUUGUGCAAAUCUUUUAAGGCGCCUACAAGGACAAGGUCUUCGCGGACACGCAAGAAUUUGAAGGCUGAUCAACAUGGGAACAAUGAAGACAAUAAUACUCGUGAUAUUGAGGAUCUUCAAGAACCUGAAGUCCUGGCCGAGAAUGAGACUGUUAAAAGCUCCUCCUCCUCAGGUGAUUUGAUAUCUGAACAAACUUAUGAUUUAGUACAUCUUGACUCAGAUAUUGUGGAGGUAGAGCCUGUCCAUGCUGCUGAGAGUACAGAAGAAUUUGAUGUAGCAAGUAAAGAUGAGGAGGUGCCAUCUAUUGGAUCCCACCCUGGUCAAGAUAGAGAUUAUAUGGAUGAUAAAAACCAAGAGCCUACUGCGACACUACCAGAGUAUGGUAGCUGCAGUUCCAUGUCUGAGGAAAGGGGUGAGAAACGUGUUGCAGAAGAUGAUGUGAGGGAGGAAACCAAAAGACUGAGAGAGUGGCUGCCCUCUCCUGUCCCAAAGACUGAGGAGUACUUUAUGCACAACAACCCAAUUGAAGUGAAAGAUAGUCCUGGCGAAGAUGAAAUUUUACAUGCAGACGAAGUGCCUGUGACUUCUGAUCAUGCGAGCCUAAUAAGUAGUUCUCAGUUCACAGAAGGUGGAGAUAGACCAUUUUUUCAAUGUCCAGAGGAGAAGCCAUCAUUGCCCAGUUCAUUUAGAACUUGUGAUCUGAAUCUCAUGGAGGCAUCUGAAGUCCAUGAUAAUCAUGUUGAUCAUCCAGUUCUUAUUUACCCCGCUUCUGUUUCUGAAACCAAGAAAGCUGUACCAGUUGAUAUAGAUCUGUCCAUGAGUCGAGCUAGUCUAUCAGGCAAAUUCAACACUCAUUCAACAAGCGGCAAAGAGAUUGAAGUAAUUGAUCUAGAAAAUGAUGAGGUCGAAAAUGAUUCCACUCCAAAAGAAAAGUCAAUCGACAACAUGGACACGAAGACAGAGACUAUGUUUCCAGCCCUUGAUGGUUUUUCUAACCAUGUUCAAAAUACUGCUGAUAUACAUGAUGUUCAGGAUGGAUAUGGGCUAAUGAUAUCAGAGUUGCUUGAGUCAGAUUUUGCAAACUGUUCUUCUGUACCUGACGACAUCAAUUCUGUGCAUAAUGAAAUGAACCUUCAUAAUGGAACGGGGACCCUUGCUGAAGAUGAUUCCAUAUAUAUGUCACUUGGAGAAUUAAGCUUUUUGCGGCCAUGGGAGCAACCACCGCCACAGGAUUAUCAGAAACACUUCUGAUAUAUUGUCACUCAAAUCCUCUUAGGAGACAUUAUGUCGUGAUAUGCUUGGUAUAUAGGUUUCUUGCGGCCACGGGAGCAACCACCAUAACAGGAUUAUCAGAAACACUUACGCUGAUCUAUUGUCACUCAAAUCCUCUCAGGAGACAUUGUUUAGUGGUAUGCUUGGUACAGUCAACACAGUGUUCUGUUGAAGUUACUAGUUCUACACGAAAGUGAAAAUGCUGCUUUGGAAUAUUUUUAUUUUUUACAAAUUGUAUCCUGUUUAGGAUUAUAGAAGCUGAAUUCUAUUCUGUAAUCUCUUUCUAAUGUCUUUGUAUCACUAUCUGGCAUUUAGAUUACGUUAAGACUUGAGACUUGAUAGUAUUGAAGGGUAUAUUGUGUCAAAUUGUAUUCUGUUUACACUUC